AUUGAAUCUGUUGUGGUGUGUUUGCGCGUCACGUUUUUAUGUAAGAGCUGAAAGCAGGAAGAAAGCUGGUGAAGCCACCGCCUCCAGUGACAUCAUGUCACGUCAGGCUGUGAAGACGCACAGCCGUCCAGUCGAACAGCUGCGGGUGUCUGCAGAUGGCACAGAGGGAGCUUCCACAGGCAAGCUGAUCAUGGAUUACUCUCAACCUUUCUCGGUCCUUAAUGAAAAGCUGAGACCUAGUUUCACCUUCAGCGAGCAGCUCUACUCCUCCCUGAACAGACUGGAGGACAGGAGGAUGAACUCGUUCCGGGGCAAGUCCACAUCCUCACGAUCGACUAUCCUGAUGGGAGACGAGGAACCAAAGCAGUCCAUGACAGAACCAGAAACCCUGAAGGACCAAGAGGAUUUAGUCUGUAGUGGCCAAGAAGAAGAACUGGAGGAGGAAGAGGAAACUCAAGGGGACUUUAUAUCAUUUGUUGAUCCACGCCUUUUCAGUAAUAUGAAUUUGACAAAUGUGGACGAACAAGUUGAUGAUUCUAGUGCCGCAGAGUCUGAGGCGAAGGAAGAUUCAGAGAAUCUGUCCACAACAGAGACAGAUGGCUCCUCGAAGCCAGAAGGAGGGAAAGAUGUUGAAGGAAGCUCUCUGGAGGGGUGCUACAUCGAUGGGUCCUUACCUGACCUGAUCAAAAGUGGCAGGCCACUGGGCAGACGCAGGACAGUGGGACACGCCAUGGAUACGCUCAAAGAAGUUCGCAGAGAAGUGGAGCUUUCUCGUAAACGGAGUAUCAGGCUGAAGGCUCAAGUGGACAAACUGCAGGAGAAGAGAGAUGGACAUGGUUGGAGCCAGCACAGAGAAGCGGUUACAGAGGAAGUCUUGUCAAUUCUGCGGCUGCUGCACCCACUGGCAGAUCCAGAGUCCAAGGAGCCGGAGCCCAGCGAUAACGAGAACCAGCUGAACGCUGCCCUUGGACAGCUCAAGAAUGUGGCUCGCAAACUGGCAUUCAGUCACACAAAACAGGAGCAUCAUUCUGGAAGUGAUGGAGCUGAUGAAAGAGCUAUUCUGCAGCAGGCGCUGAGGGACAGAGAUGAAGCCAUCGAGAAGAAAAAGGCGAUGGAGGGUGAGGUGUUGCGCAGUAAGACAGAGAUGAUGACGCUGAACAACCACCUUCUGGAGGCUGCACAGAAACGUCUGGAGCUCUCACUGGAGCUGGAGGCCUGGAAGGAGGACUUCCAGCGGCUCCUUCAGCAGCAGCUGCAGACUCAGCAGCAGUUCGAGCAGGCCCAGAAGAAGUCCUCCCGCCUCGGAAUCCUGAGAAGAACCAAUAAACCACCCAUCCAGCGGCCGCCCAACUUCCCUCUCCCUGCGGCCGCCCCACCCACAACCAACCAAAGCCAGAUCUUCAUAACAAAACCUGCAGGUUCUGCGUCUCCGCCUUCCAGCAACAUGCCCACUAAUGGGAAUCGCACUUGGAGAGACAAGCUCAAAAAGGGCAAGAGCAGUCGCUAUGGAGACCAAGAUGCAGCUAACCUGGACUCAAUGUGGAAGAAAGACAAUGGCAAUGAUGGCUUCCAAGUUGUUUCACUUGAUUGAAAUAGUGAUGUUACGACUAAAGUGUGAUCUGCAGUUAUUACAGCAACUUGCUGCCUAUUAUGUACAGA
Messenger RNA from Oryzias melastigma (Indian medaka), 1659 nucleotides. RefSeq names its product bicaudal-D-related protein 2-like (gene bicdl2l). Gene Ontology annotation, biological process: Golgi to secretory granule transport; vesicle transport along microtubule. The record is from RefSeq and is a predicted model, not a curated record. The coding region runs from base 95 to 1591 and encodes 498 amino acids. Lineage: Eukaryota; Metazoa; Chordata; Actinopteri; Beloniformes; Adrianichthyidae. The transcript has 7 exons.